Ambispora leptoticha is the source of this 2874-nucleotide messenger RNA. The record is from the annotation of a GenBank genome assembly. NCBI's taxonomy places the organism in Eukaryota, Fungi, Glomeromycota, Glomeromycetes, Archaeosporales, Ambisporaceae.
AUGGUUUUGCUUCAAUUGCAACGGCAAGCGUUAAAUGGCGCCUUGUCGCCGACGAUGAAUUCUUCAGUGGUCGAAAGUAAUCUUGAAAGAUUGUCCGAUCGUAAAUCACCAACUCGUGAAUCGGAUAUGAACGAUUCGUUGAAACUUUUGGCUGCUUUUGACAUGAAUUCCGAUUUAUUGCAGAUGGCACAAAAUCAACAUAAAAGCCCAUCGAUUCUAUCAGAGGUUGAUGUUGUGAAAGAGGAAGAAUUACUGAAGCAACAUCAGGCGAACAAUAAUAGCAAUAGCAGUAGUAAUAGCACAAGUGCGCCUACUACGCCGCCUUCUCUUUCGAGUAAUGACACACGUGCUAGAUCAAAUACUAUGCCAAAGUUAUCAUCACCCGUUAGCUCUCAACUACAACCCCGAUUACCUAAUGUAUCUCGUUCCGUUCCAACUUCAAGGCGUAACUCAAAUGAGACUCCCGAGAAACCUGCCUGGCCUGAGAUUGAGAGACUCGCGAUACACGAUAAAGACGAUGAGCCACAUGACAAUAAUACAGAGAAAGCUGCGAAACGUAUUUCCUCUGCUCACCCUCAAAGUCUAUUGCAAGCAGCUCUAACGCGUAAUAUGAUGGAGGACACAAAUAAUGUAGCUACUUCUACAGGUGCUGCUCCUGCAAUUAAUAAUAACACGGAUAGCUCAUUAUUUCCACAAUUUAACGAAAAGUUCUUGUAUGAGGACGAUGGUGAAGCCUCCGGAAAUGGAAAUUUAGGUCCUUCUUAUGUUAAUCGAUACCUUCAGAUGAACACGGAUAAUGAUAAAUUUCCUAUUCUGGUUCGACGCGAUAGUUUCCCUGGAAUGCUAUCCGCAUCAUCAGCAGCUCUUGAUUUAGCACCAUUAGCGCAAACCUCACCAAGACAUACACGCGGUUGGGAAGCAUUCCGUAACACUGAUUGGACUCAAUAUAAACAACAUGAAGCAACUGAGCGUCAUUCUGCAACACGCUCACAUCUCGAUCAAAUGACGACGUUUUUCUCGGAACCAGCGACAGCAACAACUGCAACAUCAUCUACACCGUCUAUUACCUCUUCCACCUCCAACAAGAAACAGCUCACCGAUCUUAUCUCUUCUGAAAAUGUUUAUUCGUCGUCGUCUUCAUCUUCGAACGAUAGAAAGAAGCUGGACACUUUGAUUACAGAAAAUAUAUCGAAAAGACCACAAAAACUUUCGAACUCUUUUUCGACACCAGAUUUACAGAGUGGAGGUCGAUUAGUUCGUCGUGACAGAGCUCUUACGGAAUUUGAAGAAUCUCAAUUAAUUCAAGCGAUGCAUUUACAGAACACCAAUGAAUAUACACUCGCUUCCGCUUCUGGCGUAUGUCGCUUCUAUCAGCAGGGAUUCUGUUCACGAGGUGAACGAUGUCAGUAUGCGCAUACACAUCAUCAUUCGCUGCUAAAUCGUGAUGCCGGAUCAUUAUCGUCAAUGGGACUCCCACAAAUGGGAUUCCCGGGUGUUAUGCCUCAAUUGAACAGUGCUGCCGCUGCUGCUUUAUACAGUCAGUAUAAUAUGAAUGGACUUAAUACUCUGGCCAUGUUUUCAGGCUCGACAAAUUUCGGAUACAAUCAAAAUCUCGCCAACAUAAAUGCAGCUCUUGGUAAUCAUCGAGGAGUAUUACCCCAAAAUAAUAAUGCCCUGUCAAAAAUCAAUCAAAAACGAAUGAAUAAUGAUCUUGAAGUCAACAGAUUUUCGGGUGUGCAACUUGAAGAUUUAAUGGGUGAGAUCUAUUCACUUUGUAAAGAUCAACACGGAUGUAGAUACUUGCAAAAGAAGCUCGAGGAGAAAAAUGAAAAGUACAUCAAUAUGAUUUUCAAUGAAGUCUUUAGCCAUUUCGUUGAAUUGAUGACGGAUCCAUUUGGCAAUUACCUGUGUCAAAAAUUACUCGAAUAUUGUAACGACGAUCAACGUACCAUUAUUGUCGAGACCGUCGCUCCUGAAUUGGUUAACAUCUCAUUAAAUAUGCAUGGAACUCGUGCAGUUCAAAAAAUGAUUGAAUUUUUGUCGACAUCGCAACAAAUGAGACGCACCGGGAGACAAGCUAUUCGAAUGGUUAUUGUUGCAUUAAACCCAAAUGUCGUUACUCUAAUUAAGGACUUGAAUGGGAAUCAUGUAAUUCAAAAAUGCCUUAAUCGUUUGAGUUCGGAAGAUAAUCAAUUCAUUUACAAUGCGGUUAGUCAGCACUGUGUCGAGGUCGCUACGCAUCGACAUGGAUGUUGUGUACUUCAACGAUGUAUUGAUCAUGCUUCCGACGGUCAAAAGUUCCAAUUGGUGAACGAGAUCACAUAUAAUGCUUUAACCUUAGUGCAAGAUCCAUUCGGAAAUUAUGUUGUUCAAUAUGUUCUGGAUCUUGGUGAUAUUCGCUUUACUGAUGCAUUGAUCCGCAGAUUCAUCGGGAACGUGUGCCUAUUAUCGGUGCAAAAGUUUAGCUCUAAUGUCAUGGAAAAGUGUAUCCGGGUUGCAGAGCCAGAAACACGGAAAUACCUGAUCGAGGAGAUGCUUAAUAAGAGUCGACUCGAUAAGUUGUUGCGAGAUUCUUAUGCCAAUUAUGUGGUGCAGACAUCUUUGGAUUAUGCUGAUCCCGUACAGCGUGCGCAAUUGGUAGAAUGUAUUCGACCGUUACUUCCCGCCAUUCGAAAUACCCCAUAUGGUAAACGUAUUCAAGGAAAAUUACACCGCGAACAACAAUUGCAGGCCAUGAACUCGAUAAACAAUAUUAAUAUGAACAAUUUAAGUAUGCUUGGUUACCCUUUCAAUGGGCUCAGCAAUUUCAAUAACCUUAAUAGCAUUGGUAUGCUUGGGUUAAAUGACUACGCACCCGCUUAUCCAUACUUGUAA